AUGGAGAGAGUGUCCCCGCCUUCGAAGAAGAGUAGCAGCAGCAGUCUCAUGGAGUUAAGAAAAGAAUCAUUCGACGCCGCCGUUCUCAAAUCUUCCUCCUCCUCCGGCAAAACCCACAUCGGAGAAGUGAAAAAGUCUUCGUCUUGGAUCAAAUCUCAGUUCCUUGGACGAGGCUCCUACGGUUUGGUCUAUCUAGCCACAAACGACGAAGACAAAACCACGAUCGCGGCGAUAAAAUCUGCAGAAAUCUCAAAAGCAUCAACCCUUAUGUACGAGAAAAGAAUCUUAACCCGUCUUGUAUCUCCUUUCGUCGUUCGCUGUUACGGCGACGAGAUCGCUCGUGAAAAUACUCUGUUCGAUGGCGAGAGAACUAGUUACAAUCUGGUUCUAGAGUAUUGCUCCGGUCAAAGCCUCGCCAAGUUAAUCAAGACUAACGGUGUAUUGUCGGAGAAGAAUGUUAAAGUUUUCGCUAGAGAUAUACUCUAUGGUCUCCACUAUAUCCACGGGCAGAGAAUCAUUCACUGCGACAUUAAACCGGAUAAUAUCUUUUUGACCCCUGUCGUUAACCGGUUAAGUACAAACGUGUAUUUGGCCAAAAUCGGGGAUUUUGGUUUAGCAAUGGAGAAAGGUUCGAUCGAGUACAGGAACGGUUGGGGUCAUAAGAGAGGCACCACCAGCUACAUGGCUCCGGAGCUUAUGAACCAUGGCAUUGUGGAUUAUGGUGUCGACACGUGGGCUUUUGGAUGCACGGUUUUGGAGAUGUUGACCGGCAGAGAUCCUUGGGGAGAAUAUAGUGGUCUUGUUGUUUCUAAAGAUUUACCGAAACUCAUCGGUCAAAGCAAUUUCAUUCCUUACAUACCGGGUUGGAUGUCUUUUAAAGCACAAGAUUUACUGAGAAAAUGCUUGGUUAAGGAGCCUGCUUUGAGGUGCGGGAUCGGUUCACUCAUUAACCAUCCCUUUUUCGAUUUUGAGGUUGAGUAGUUCCAUAAUGGUUUUGUGUAUGACUGA
Messenger RNA from Eutrema salsugineum, 1008 nucleotides. Its product is annotated as mitogen-activated protein kinase kinase kinase 18. Lineage: Eukaryota; Viridiplantae; Streptophyta; Magnoliopsida; Brassicales; Brassicaceae. Gene Ontology annotation, biological process: protein phosphorylation. The record is from RefSeq and is a predicted model, not a curated record. The transcript has a single exon. Gene Ontology annotation, molecular function: ATP binding; protein kinase activity.